UCUUUGGGGUUUUGCGUGAGCAGAUUCAAAUGCUUUAAUUUCGCUCAAAGCUAGACAAUUAUGGGACAUUUCUCCAGGGCUAAAAGAUAGAGGAACGAUCACACAUACCAUAGAUGGUCUUUGAAGUAAAAAUGCGCCGAAAUCCAACCAAAUCAUUUAAUGUUCCAGAAGAUUGAUUCGACCAUUUUGAUUGACUUUGUUAGAACGUCACUGUUUUCCCUCUGUGUUCGGCGUAAUUGGAUAAUUCUUGGAGUGUAUUCAACUAAAUAUUUAUACCUAGAGUACGCCUAAAUCAUGGACAAAUUUGUGAUCGUAGGAGGAUUUUUAUGUUUUGCGGCCGAUGUCUUCGCCAUAGCGUCAUUGGCAACUCCAGAGUGGGUGGUGAUGGAGUUUGCGGGUUCUGUCCGACUAGGGUUGACUGUCAUGUGUCAGAAAUCAGAGGGGCAACCAGAGGUGUGUGUCACCCCUGAUUUACCCCAAGAGUGGCUGGCUACUCUAUUGUUUAUGAUUUUGGGUGUGGUAGCUCUCACACUCACAUGCUUUUUGCUACUGGUGUCUCCUUGGAAACCUGCCAUUGUGGAUGCGGCCAAGUGGAUUAUUUUUCUUGGAAUGAUAGUGUUCUGUCUGGCAGCUCUCACAUUCCCGAUGGGAUUUCAAAUGCCAGAAAUUGGUGGAAAACCAUACAAGUUACCACAAGGAACACAUGUUGGACCUUCAUUUUUCCUUUACAUAUUUUGUAUAGUUUUCACAAUUGCUUCUGAACUUUUUAUAUUCAAAGUUUGUCCACUCUUGCUUAGGUAAUGAAUAGAAAUAUCACUUUUUGGGUGAGAUAAAAAUGCCAACAAAUUGCUCAACAACUUGUGUGCUGUUUAGUAACAGCAGAAAGGAGGCCAUACAUUUAAACAGAUUAAGUGAAACUUCAUGUGUCUAUCAAUCAGUUCUUUUUCCUUGACAGUAAAUUUUGUAAGUAAGCUUACAUGAGCAAUUUGGAUAAGGCAUACUUUGGUAAUUUUGUUUUUAAAGUAGUAUUUUGUAAGUUAUAAGGAUAAAUGUUGGCCAACAUGUCGGCCGAUAGUCAACCAAAAGUCGGUCAAUAGUUGACUAACAGUCGGGCAAGCUUCGACAGAUGCAUUGGCCAAGGUGUUGGCUGAUGUGUUGGUGGGAUCAGAUUCUUUACCUUUACCAAAUUCACUGUUGACCUGCUUGUUCUAAGCAGCUGGAAAGUAACACAUAGCAGCAAAAAGUGAAUGAAUGUCAUGAUGUUUCAAGCAGUUCAGUUAUUGUAAAUAGGACAAUUUCACUAUCACUAUUUCAAGAACAUCUACAUAUGCAUUCAAUGCAACUAUGAAUAUAAAGUUUAUUACAGCUGGUACUGUCUUAAGAAGUUUGCAUGUUUUCUUCUGUUAGAUUUUCAGGGAAACUCCAACUAAGGAAGCAACCAUGGAAACCUUGUUACACUUAUCUGUGUAAUAAUAAGAGUAAGAAUGUUUCAGUACGGUUCAGUAGCAACCAUACUUGUCAUUGGCUUAUUAAUUAGAUCAAUGGCUAAAAGUCUCUGCUGGUUGGAGACUUGUUUAGAACUCACAGAAACAUGAACACAACCGUAGCUAGUGUCUGCUUUAUACACCUGGUGUUUGCUUAAUUUGGGGUUUCCUUUGUGCAAGUUUCAUUUUAAUGUACAUUAUGUGAUCCCAUGAAGGGGAGCCACUAUUUACGCUGAAAAAUAUUUAUCUUUUGCAAUGCGCUCUUAAACAUGGAAAUUAGGUAUUAUAACUUUGUACAUAGUGAUAUUAAUUUAAUGACAUAGUUGAUGUAAUAGCGUUGAGUCAUAUGCAAAAUGUUUACUGGCUCUUACAUCACGCUAGUUCAAAUUUCCAAUGAAGUGUAUCUACAAUGUGAUAUAACCUCGCAGGGAGAGGUUGUUGCCCGUUUAAUUUUUCUACCUAAGAAUUUAGAGUUAACUUGAAAAGUGAAAUUGCAUUUAUGUCACCCAUACAGUGAAAUUGAAUGGAUGAAAAGUCAACUCUCCUUCCAAGCCACAUUUGCUAAACCUAGAGGAUGUUGUAAAGUGAUAGGUUAUUAUCUAUAUCAUCCUGUCCAAAAGGCUGCUUAAAGCCAUGGCAAUCUAUUUUCAUAUUUUUUUUAUUUAUAGGUACACUUGCAAUCAUCUUUUUUCAAUUUGAUUGUCUUAGUAUAGGUAAUAACACAGUUUCAAUUGCAAUUUGGUGUUAAUAAGCACAAGUAAGUUUUUCAAAGACAACAAAUUGCACGAGCCUGUUGGGCAAGUACAAUUUCUAGUCUGAAAAAUUUUACAAGUGCUUAUUAACAACAAAUUGCACUCAAAAUCAUGUUGUCACUUAUUAAUAAUUUACAUGAAAAAAAGCAUCGUGAUAGUGGAUUCGAAAUUUGCACUCGUUUUCAACCAUUUUUCAUGCAUAGUAUUUUAAAUAGAAUGCUAUGUAGCACUGUGUUCCCGGUAGCACUCUCAAUGAAAGGAAAUGAAACACAGGCCAGUGAAGGCAAAUAUGGUAAAAAAUCUUAGAGCUUGUUGUGUAAACCAGCAAUCUUGAGAUGUAUAAAAUAAGGCUGUUCCUAAUUUUUUAAACAAACUCUUACACUUGU
Molecule: messenger RNA, 2622 nt
Organism: Stylophora pistillata
Lineage: Eukaryota; Metazoa; Cnidaria; Anthozoa; Scleractinia; Pocilloporidae
Biological process (GO): negative regulation of smoothened signaling pathway
Cellular component (GO): ciliary membrane; Golgi apparatus
Source: RefSeq, a predicted model, not a curated record